Molecule: messenger RNA, 2799 nt
Organism: Panicum virgatum (switchgrass)
Lineage: Eukaryota; Viridiplantae; Streptophyta; Magnoliopsida; Poales; Poaceae
Product: polyadenylate-binding protein-interacting protein 7-like
Exons: 6
Coding region: 964-2583 (539 amino acids)
Source: RefSeq, a predicted model, not a curated record
CCCUUCCCCCUCCCCGUCUCCGCCCCGGACGCGGCGUGCCCGUCCGUCGGCCUCCGACUCCCUCCCCACCGCCCCCGAUCCGGAGCCGAGUCGGCCUUGCUCAGGCGGUAGAGAGAGCCCGAGCCGCGGCGGGAGGGAGGGUGGGCUCCUCUUAGCUUCCCACCCGCCGGAGGCCAGCCGCCCCAUGGGCCGGUCGCCCGCGCGCGCUACGUACCAGCUCAUCGACCGCCGGAAAGAGUGAUGAAUUUGGAGAGUGCAAACUUGCACCAUGAUGGGAAGCAGCUUCUUUUAUGAAGAAAGUAGUACCGUGCUGGUAAAGGAGGCAUGCAUAUGAGCGACGGGGCACAGCUGCUUUUGUUGCAGCAGGGGACACGCCAUCGGCAAAGAAAGCUACAAUUCUUUUGGUCUUUUGGGAUUGUCAGAAUUAUUGCCAUUAUAAGCUAAGCUGUUGCUGGUGGUGGUAUAACUGCCAGGCACUGUGACUGGGAUAAUAAGGAAAGUUCCUUUUCAAGCAAUAGUGUGGGGGCGUUGCUAUUCUAACAAAACCUUGACCACUUUGCCUGGCCUUAUUUGAUUGGGCUUUGCAUUUAAGGAAUCAGGAAGUCAAUUGAUAACCUCUUUAUAUUAUCCUAAUAUAAAUAGCUAGUAAAAUAUGAUCGCAAAAGAAUCUAGUAAUAAGAGCUAUGAGGUGCUUUGCAAUUACUACUCCGUACUCCUGAAUAACUGGCUGCAGUAAGGGCCUACAAAUAGGAUUUUAAUUUUGUGGAGUAGCAUAAAAUGAUCCUACUGAUGAAAUUUCUAUUUUCAUUACAAUAUACAAUCAUAUAAAAGUGUUGUUUUUAGUAUUUUGUUUAAGAAUUGGCAGCCAAACCAUACCUUUGCAUAACUCUCUUUUGUUUCAUGUCUUUGCAGGGCUUGGGUAACUCUUUGUUGAAAGAACCUCUCUUGUACAUGUAACAUUGCAUGCAAUUUCUGUUAAAGAUGAGUUCUCUGAAUAAAGUUGUUUCAAAUAGUGGGGAUACAUGUUCAGUGUUACCUAGUAAAGCCACAUCAUUAAAUCCCAAUGCCGCAGAAUUCGUACCUUCGUUUAUUAAACCAUCUGUUGGAAGUAGCACAGUUCCAGAGGUAGCUAAGUCAGAUUUUAGGGUGUCUUCUGGAAAAACAAUCCUAGAUAGGUCCGAGUCUUCAAAGUCUAAUAACUCGGAUGAUGAGGCGCACCAGUUUUGGCGCAAGCAGCUUCCAGAUGACAUUAUUCCAGACUUCUCUUCGUUUGAGAAAAUUGAACAAGGGCCUGAAGAAUUGUCCCUUGCUGGAUUAUCCUUGAAUGCGCCGCCCUUUUAUGGGACAACUUCCAGCCGUUUCUCAAGAGAACAUCAAGAGUUAUCUUCUCCAGCUACCAAGGGCCUGGAACUGGAACAUACUAAUCUACUGUACGAAGAUAACUAUUUGGGUUCAAGCAACUGGGAACAAAAUUAUAUUUGUGAUCUUCAUAUUGCGAAUGGGAACCAAGACCUUCGCUAUGAGUCUGAAAGCGCUGCAGUCUUUUCUGACAGUUUUGCUAGCGAGUAUGCUGCCACAUCUGAUGGUGUUGUUGACCCCCUUGAGUACUUAUCAUCUCAGUUCCCUGGAUUUUCAGCAGAGAGCCUUGCAGAGCUAUACUAUGCAAAUGGAUGUGACUUCAACCAUACCAUUGAAAUUCUCACCCAGCUAGAGAUGCAAGUUGAUUCUACACCCAAUCAUGCAAUGAAUUUGACCCCCAGUCCCAGAGCACCAAACUUUAGCAUGGGGGAUUUUCCUGCUCUGCCAACAGCUGAAGACCAGAAUGGUUUCAGUAAGGGGAAUGUGGAUGUCCUUGGCAUCUUCAAUGGGCGUGGUUCAUCCACCAUAUCAGGUGGAGCUGGUGAUUUUGUUUCAGCUGUUCGCAAACUUGCAUCCCAAAAUUCAGGCCACUGGAAGUUUAAGAAAGGUCCUGAAUAUGGAAAUGGUGUUUCGUCUCAUUCUGUACCAAAACAGUACAGUACUAGCACCAAACAAUCAUCUGGGAACAAAUUUCAAAGUGUCAGCAGUGCAAGAGUUGCUCCAUGGCUCGAGACUGGUGAUGCAGUGGCAAAUAUGUACUCUGAAUCAAGGGGGGAAGCUUGUGAUUUUGCUCGGGUCAGAAAUGCUUGCUUUGAGCAGGCUAGACAGGCUUACUUGGUUGGCAACAAAGCUCUGGCCAAGGAACUGAGCAUGAAGGGUCAAGCGUACAAUGCACAAAUGAAAGCAGCUCAUGAGAAAGCCAGAGAAGCUAUUUAUCGACAAAGGAAUCCUGUUUCGCAACGGGGAGGUGAUGGUCUGAUUGAUUUACAUGGACUGCAUGUGAGUGAAGCAAUCCACAUCCUAAAGGUUGAGCUUGCUGCCAUGAAGAGCGCAGCAAGGGCUGCGGGGGAGAGGGUGCAGGUCAUGGUAUGUGUCGGGACAGGCCACCACACCAAGGGCUCGCGCACCGCAAGGUUGCCCAUCGCCGUGGAACAGUUCCUCCUGGACGAAGGCCUCCACUACACGCAGCCUCAACCGGGUCUUCUCCGCGUCAUGGUGUACUAACAUCUCUUAUUAGGUAAGACACCACGGAGGAAAAAAAAGGACAGCCCAAAAAAACGUGAAAAGAGAUGUACGAAAAACACAAAAAAAGCGUCGUUGGACACGCGCUGUAAUUUCCUUGUAGCUGUAUAUUAAAAGAGGCAGCAGGAGAAUAGCCUGACAACAGAAUACAGUGUAAAAUUAUACAUAGCUUCAUUCAAUUCACAUUCCAUUCCCAUC